Messenger RNA from Centropristis striata (black sea bass), 4176 nucleotides. RefSeq names its product transient receptor potential cation channel, subfamily V, member 4 (gene trpv4). The coding region runs from base 197 to 2800 and encodes 867 amino acids. Gene Ontology annotation, molecular function: calcium channel activity; protein binding. Gene Ontology annotation, biological process: actin filament organization; calcium ion import across plasma membrane; osmosensory signaling pathway. Lineage: Eukaryota; Metazoa; Chordata; Actinopteri; Perciformes; Serranidae. The record is from RefSeq and is a predicted model, not a curated record. The transcript has 17 exons. Gene Ontology annotation, cellular component: membrane; cilium.
CCGGGAGAAAGCAGCGGAGCAGCGCUCAACACGACAGAGAAAAAACAAGUUUCAAACUACAGAGAAAAAAAGCAGCGGAAUAGUUUAUUUUUCAAGAAACAAGCCCUAACAGUUUAGAUCACAGACACCCACAUGCUUCAGCAUCAUUUCCAGUUUGCCCUGAAGAGGAAUUUGGCACAUCAUUGUGAUAAAAGGGAUGAAUGAGGGCCGUUCUGCUCUCCUCAGAAGGUGCCACCUUGCCUUGUCCAAGGCCGACACCCUCAGCUCUGUUCCCGUGGACGCAGGUGACGGCGGGGCUGCUCAGCCUGACAGCGAUGCAGCGCUCGCCCUGUCUGAGUUCUCACACCUGUUUGAGAACGAGGAUGGCUCCCCGUCAACUCAGGACAUCAGCCAGGACUCGGCCCCGGAGCUGGUUCAGCCUGGCCAGCCUGCGGACGGCAGGCAGAACCUGCGGAUGAAGUUCCAGGGUGCUUUCAAGAAGGGUAUUUCCACCCAUAUGGACCUAUUUGAAUCCACCAUAUAUGAUUCAAAUGUGGUUCAAGGCCCCAAGAAAGCACCCAUGGACUCGCUCUUUGACUAUGGUACCUACAGGAACACCAGCAACCAGAAGAAACGGAGGAAGAAGCUCCCAAGAGGUAAAACUGAGACGUCCUGCGAUGAUGGUGGAAGCUCAGACCCACCAAAAGUAAUGAAAGUAUUCAACCGAUCUCUCCUCUUCGACUGCGUGUCACGAGCAGACGCUGAGGCCCUCGAGGGCCUGUUGGAGUACCUGCAGAGUCAUGAAAAGAGGUUGACUGAUGAGGAAUUUAGAGAGCCAUCCACCGGUAAGACAUGUCUGCCUAAAGCCCUGUUGAACCUCUACGGCGGGCAGAAUGUCACCAUCCCACUGCUGGUGGAGAUCGCGGAAAGCACCGGAAACCUCAGAGAGUUCAUAAAUACACCCUUCAGGGAUGUCUACUACAGAGGCCAAACAGCGCUCCACAUUGCCAUAGAGCGUCGCUGUAAGCAGUAUGUGGAGCUGCUGGUGGAGCAGGGAGCUGAUGUACACGCCCAGGCGAGGGGACGCUUCUUCCAGCCCAGAGACGAGGGGGGCUACUUCUACUUUGGUGAGCUGCCUCUCUCACUUGCUGCGUGCACUAACCAACCUGACAUCGUGCACUACCUGACUGAGAAUCCACACAAGAAGGCCGACCUGCGGCGUCAGGAUUCCCGUGGAAACACAGUGCUGCACGCGCUGGUGCACAUCGCAGACAACACCAAGGACAACACGCGUUUCCUCACAAAGAUGUACGACCUGCUGCUAAUCAAGAGUGCCAAGCUCUACCCAGACUGCAGCCUGGAGACUGUGCUCAACAACGAUGGCAUGUCGCCUCUCAUGAUGGCCGCCAAGCUGGGGAAGAUCGGGGUUUUUCAGCACAUUAUCCGACGUGAGAUCAAAGAUGAGGAAGUUCGUCAUCUGUCACGCAAGUUUAAGGACUGGGCGUAUGGGCCAGUGUACUCCUCCCUCUAUGAUCUGUCAUCACUGGAUACAUGUGGAGAGGAACCCUCUGUGCUGGAAAUCCUCGUCUACAACAGCCGCAAUGAGAACCGCCAUGAGAUGCUGGCGGUCGAGCCCAUCAACGAGCUGCUGAGGGCCAAGUGGCAGAAGUUUGCCGCCGUCACAUUUUACAUCAGCGUGGUUUCCUACCUCAUCACCAUGAUCAUCUUCACCACAGUGGCUUAUUACCACCCAACAGAGGGCACGCCUCCGUACCCUUACACAACAUCCUCUGACUACCUGCGCAUGGUGGGGGAGAUUGUCACCUUGGCAUCAGGAAUCUUCUUCUUCCUCACCAAUAUUAAGGACCUCUUCUUGAAGAAGUGCCCUGGGGUGAAGUCUUUAUUUAUUGAUGGAUCCUUUCAACUGUUGUAUUUCAUCUAUUCUGUGCUGAUUGUAGUCACAGCUGCUCUCUACCUGUCCGGCAUUAAGGCCUACGUGUCUGUGAUGGUGUUUGCACUUGUCCUGGGCUGGAUGAACACGCUUUACUUCACCAGGGGCCUAAAGCUCACUGGCACAUACAGCAUCAUGAUACAGAAGAUUCUUUUCAAAGACCUUUUCAGAUUUCUGCUGGUGUACGUGCUAUUCAUGAUUGGAUAUGCAUCAGCCCUGGUUUCCCUGCUGACGGUGUGUCCACCACCGGGCACUGUGUGUGACGGGGACUGCCCCAAGUACCCCAACUGCAGGGACCCAGACACCUUCAGUGCUUUCCUGCUGGAUCUCUUUAAGCUGACCAUUGGGAUGGGAGAGCUGGACAUGAUCGAAAGUGCACAGUACCCUGCAGUCUUCCUCAUCCUGUUGGUUACCUACAUCAUCCUCACGUUUGUCCUGCUGCUGAACAUGUUGAUCGCUCUGAUGGGGGAGACAGUGGCACAUGUGUCGAAGGAGAGCAAGAAGAUCUGGAAGCUUCAGUGGGCAACAACCAUCUUGGACAUCGAGCGCUCUUUCCCAGUCUGCCUUCGCAAGUCUUUUCGAGCCGGGGAGAUGGUGACUGUGGGGAAGAACUGGGACGGCACACCUGACCGACGCUGGUGCUUCAGGGUUGAUGAGGUGAACUGGUGCCACUGGAAUCAGAACCUGGCGAUAAUAAAUGAGGAUCCAGGCAAGAAUGAGACCUGCCAAGCCAACGGGUUGCAGCAGAGCGUCAGAGCCUUGCGGAGAGACCGCUGGUCCACAGUGGUUCCGCGGGUGGUGGAGUUAAGUAAAGGGCCGCGGCCUCGUGAUCUGGUGAUAGAGAUGGAGCCGCUGGCGCCCAGGCACUGAGGCCUGCAGAAGACUAGUGCUGUCCUUCUAAAGAGACAGCUGAGAGCCAUCAGCACCAGCAAGAUCACUCUGCAGGGGACCAUUUAGCCAAUAAGUGUGCUAAUUUGCACAGACUUCAUGUGCCUUUUCUUCAGAGAAAGUAUACUAAAUAUUACAGUAAGUCGGUGUAAUAGGACAGAGGAAUGAGCACACAGAGACACUGGAUGUUUGUCUUAAAGAAUCACUGAUCUGAAAAAUACCAAAGAAGAGUUUAAACCACCAAACCUGAGACAAAAAGAUGAAAUAGUAAUAUUAAAGCCACAGUAAGCUGUAUUUUUUUUUAAAAACGUGCCACAUAAUAUAAAACCUAUUAUAAAUAUGUACUGUACCUCUUCAUUUCAGACAUCAGUGGCUGAUCACUCAGGGAUUCAAAAUAUUUCAGCAUUUCCAGUCUCAUUAUAAUGCUACAGGAAACCGAAUCAUGGGGUUUUUAAUAGCUAGCAGCAGCACAAUUACUAUAUUAUUGCAUUAGCAGCGUACACAGCUUUGAUAAAAAUGCCAUCUACAGAUAUAAUCACAAUGGGAGAUAAUUCUUCAAGAAAUAAUUGCAGUAAAUAUUCAUAGACUUAGAAUAGAAUAGAAUUCAGCCUUCAUUUUCUUGCUCUAUAUUUAAGAUGAUGAUGUAUCAUAAAGAUUGUGUUGUAUAUGGUAAUUUGAAUGUUUAUUGUUCAUGCUAUGGGGGUUCAGUGUAUAGAAACAGAAUAUAUGUAUUUUAUGAAGUAUAUUUUCUCUCCAUUUUCUAUUCCGUAUUAAUCAAAUAGUUUCGAAGUCUAUUGGACUGCCAGCUCAGGCAGCGCAGCUUUCAUUUGAACUGAAACAAUGCACUAUGCCAAACCCUGAUGUGUGCAUUAUUAUAUGAACACAAAGACAUUGUUCUGAACAAGAUGGGCAUGAUGAGCAGGUUAUAGUUGUCAAGCAAAUAUGCAAAUGCAAGACAAUAGCCUUCCGUGUUAUGGUUUGUCUUUGAAUUUCCAGAGUUAUUGUUCCUUUGCAGCUGGGGUAUUUGCAUAAUCAACUCUCAGGCCUUGCCAUUAUGUGCUUCCCCCUAUUUGCUGCAGUGUUUUCAUUGCAAUUGGCUCCUUGCCCUAUAGAGCAUCUUGUUUAUGCACAGCUACUGUAUGUAUACAUGUAUUUGUGUUAUUGUCCUACAUGACAUGGUUUGAUUAAGAGCAGAUAGACCAUGCAGUUAAUUUCCCUAAUUCAUUACUGUUGAGGGUCACAGGUCAUUGUUCACAAUGUUUACAUUGGUUUUUAUAAAGAGACAUGUCUAUGCAUUUUUUAUAUUGUUUGUAUAUUGCUGCACAGAACAAUAAACACUGAAUGUAUUUUAUGAACCA